Vicia villosa (hairy vetch) is the source of this 1867-nucleotide messenger RNA. RefSeq lists its product as uncharacterized. The coding region runs from base 268 to 1695 and encodes 475 amino acids. The record is from RefSeq and is a predicted model, not a curated record. Gene Ontology annotation, molecular function: dipeptidyl-peptidase activity; serine-type exopeptidase activity. The transcript has 9 exons. NCBI's taxonomy places the organism in Eukaryota, Viridiplantae, Streptophyta, Magnoliopsida, Fabales, Fabaceae. Gene Ontology annotation, biological process: proteolysis.
UAACUUUUCCUCUUUCUCUUUCUAAACCAUUCUUUCUCCCUCAUCAAAACAUUCUUUUUAUUAUUUAUUUGUCUCCUAAAUGAACUAAAGGCAUCACAGGCACACAUUAGUAAAGGCAGCAAAUCUCCUCCCCAUUUUCAUUCUUGAAGCUUCAAAUCAUCCGUUGCAAUGGUUCUUCAAAGAUACAUUUUCAUGCUUGAAGCUUCAAAAUAAAGAGUUUCCAAUAAAAAUAUAAACUUUCAUUCUUGAAGCUUCAAAUCAGUGGCAAUGGUUUUUCAUCUUCUUUUCAUCUUCUUCGUUUACUUCUUGGUAGCCACAAACUCGUUGUCUAGUCCACCUUCUAAAUCCAAAACAACCCUCACUUCAAAUGAAGAUGUUAAAUUAUUUUUUUUCAAACAAACUUUGGAUCAUUUUAACUAUCUUCCAAAAAGUUAUACAAAGUUUAAACAAAGAUAUUAUGUAAACUUCAAGUAUUGGGGUGGUGCUAAUUCUAGUGCCCCAAUACUUGUCUAUUUGGGAGCAGAAAGUGAAAUGGAAAUGCCAGAUGAAGAGUUUUUGACUGAUUAUGCUGCAUCCUUGAAUGCUUUACUGGUGUACAUUGAGCAUCGCUACUACGGUAACUCGGUUCCCUUUGGAUCAAAGGACAAGGCAUACAAGAAUGCAAAUACAUUGGGCUAUUUAAACUCAGAACAAGCCCUAGCAGAUUACGCGGCCGUGCUCAUAGAUUUAAAGAAUUCAUUACAUGCUCAAGAGUCGCCUGUAAUCGUGAUGGGAGGAUCGUAUGGCGGAAUGCUUGCUGCAUGGUUUAGGCUGAAAUAUCCCCAUGUGGCCAUUGGGGCACUGGCAUCAUCGGCUCCACUCCUAUACUUCGACAAUAUCACACCUCAAAGUGCCUAUUAUGAUGUUGUUACAAGGGAUUUUAAAGAAGCGAGUGAGACAUGCUAUAAAUUUAUUCGGAACUCUUGGUCUGAAAUCGACAAAGUAGCGUCUCAGAGAAAUGGUCUUUCCAUUCUAAGCCAGAGAUUCAACACUUGCUAUCCUUUGGAGCAACAUGAUGAGUUAAAAAAUAACCUGAAGAGCCAAUAUUUCUACUCAGCCCAAUUUGAUUAUCCUCUAGUCAUGGAUAUCUGUAAGGGUAUUGAUGAAGCUGCUUUUGGAAGCGAUAUCCUCAGUAGGAUAUAUGGAGGUGUUGUUGCUUUUCAGGGAAACAAGAGAUGUACUACUAAUGCCGAUAAGUAUAUGGAAGACACAUUUAAUGUUUAUGAGUGGCAGAGAUGCACUGAGAUAGUGAUGCCUACCGGCAUAAAAGGAAAUUCAACCAUGUUUCAACCUAUGCCUUUCAGCUUCAAAAACUAUGCUAAGAAGUGCAAGAAAAAGUUUGGAGUCUCACCUCGACCUCAUUGGAUCACUACUUACUAUGGAGGUCAUAAUAUGAAGUUGGUUUUUCGAAGAUUUGGUAGCAACAUCAUAUUUUCAAAUGGACUUAGAGAUCCUUAUAGUAGUGCCGGAGUUCUAAAAAACUUAUCCGAUAGUCUCGUUGCGCUUACUACCGUCAAUGGAACUCACUGUAUGGAUCUUAUGGUUGCAAGUGAAAGUGAUUCAAAUUGGUUGACUGAGCAAAGGAGGAAAGAGGUGGAGAUUAUGCAUGGAUGGAUUAAACAAUAUUAUGCUGAUAUUGAUGCAGUAGGGCAUUGAAAUUCUAGAAUAAUGAUAUAGGAUGAAAAAAGAUUAAUAUUUUCCAAGAUUGCUUCCGAGUUUACACAGGAAGUGGUGGUAUAUUGUCAAGGAACAUUAGUUUUAAUUACGAAUAAUUUACAUUAAUGUGUUUUUUUCCUGUCACCAAUUUAAACCAAUGUUAUUUUUGCCA